Molecule: messenger RNA, 1111 nt
Organism: Oryza sativa Japonica Group (Japanese rice)
Lineage: Eukaryota; Viridiplantae; Streptophyta; Magnoliopsida; Poales; Poaceae
Cellular component (GO): nucleus; 90S preribosome
Source: RefSeq, a predicted model, not a curated record
GGGAAUUUUCCUUAACGAGAGCAGCGAGCAGGGGCUGGGCCUAAAACCCUAACAACAGAACCGCCGCCGCCACGGAACCCACCCACGCCGGAAUGUCGCCGGCGGAGCCCCGGCCGCCCGCCGCCGCCACCCGCAAGCGGAAGAAGCCGCACAAACCCACCAAAACCCUCGCCAAGAACCCCACCAAUCCCGUCUCCACGAAGGCGAAGAAGAAGAAACCGCCGCCGCCCUCCAAGGCGGACCAAUCCGCCUCCGCCGCCGCCGCCGGUGGCGUCCUCCUGUCGGCCGAGAUGCCCCCUGCGCGGCAGCUCGAGUUCCUCCUCCGCAGCUUCGAGCGCGCCGCCAAGAUGCGCCUCUCCCCGCUCGAGCUCGACGCCUACUCCGAGGGAUGCAUGGUGCCGCUCGCGGAGGGGGCGAGCCAGGACGUGGAGGGAUUCGGUGACCAUGUGAAAGGGGCCUUUGGCUCCUCUUGGAAGGAGGAGCUUUGUGAGGGGGAGCUCGAUGGCGGCGCCGUGGACGCGGGCAGCCCGGCGCUCCUGGUUAUCUGCUCAGCUGCUCUGAGAUCGUUGGAGCUUCUUAGGGGUUUAAAGAUGUUUACUAAAGAGUGCCGCCCUAUUAAGCUCUUUGCUAAGCACAUGAAAGUGGAGGAGCAGGUUGCGUUGCUUAAAACUCGAGUUAAUAUUGCUUGCGGUACACCAAGCAGGAUCAAGAAGCUAAUUGACAUGGAAGCAUUAUCUCUGUCACGGGUGAAACUAGUUGUACUUGACAUGCAGAGAGAUGCAAAGUCAUUUACCUUAUUCACGUUGCCACAAGUCAGCAACGAGUUCUGGGACUUAUACAAGGGCUAUCUCGAUCAGAAAGUUCGAGGAGGAGAUACAAGAUUAUGUUUUUAUGGUGCUGUCUCUGAGAAAGAUGUGAAAAAAGCCCUUCCAUCUGCGGAGUAAAAAUGGCUGAUACGAUGAAUUUGUGUCAUGUGCACAUUGUAGUCAAUGUACUAGAUAUGUAUUUUUGACAUACUAGAAGUUUGUAGAAGCAGGCUGGGCAAGAAAAUUUUGGAAUUUUGAGUGCAUUUUUGUCAAUCCUACCAAUUUUUGGGUUUUGUCCUCGCAAA